Ostertagia ostertagi is the source of this 627-nucleotide messenger RNA. Lineage: Eukaryota; Metazoa; Nematoda; Chromadorea; Rhabditida; Trichostrongylidae. The record is from the annotation of a GenBank genome assembly.
AUGUAUACUGAAUUUGUGCAAAUUGUUAACUACCAUAUUAAUCAGCUGAUCAAAUCGAAUCAGAACAGAAGGAGGCAAAGUCAAGCACAGAAGGUGCUUCUAAAUGCACGGAAAGCCUCCAGACCACUCACCAUGAAGGCCUCGGCAGUUAGCUCGGGUGAUUCCGGGUUCGAUGACUUCACCUACGUUGAUCAUGACAUGACAACUCCAAUUAUCAUUGCGAGGCCGUUCGAAACCUAUGGACAACGGAAGAAACCUUGGGCCUACCCAUGGGAUCAUCUCUUUGGUGAGCCGAGUACCUUGACGAAAAACGUGAACUUUGACAUCUGGUUUGGCUUGUCCAACUAUGCUAUCAACUGGCCAGCAGAGAAUCUUAUUGCGGACUUUAUUCUGCUUCUGGUGGCCUCUUGUCAGCUUAGCGUAUUCCGUCGUGAAGGCACCGACAAUGACAGUAUCUUUACCACUGACGAAUACGACUUGAAGCCGAACAAUCCUCGUUACGAUUUCAUUGCUAUCCAGAGGAGUUUUGUGGAUUUCAUAAAAAUUGGAGUUUUCCACUAUGGUCACUGGAUAACGCUGAUAAUGGUGCUGAUUGCUGGUAUAGGUGGAACGUCGCUGUUCGCCUUA